Molecule: messenger RNA, 1758 nt
Organism: Rhopalosiphum maidis (corn leaf aphid)
Lineage: Eukaryota; Metazoa; Arthropoda; Insecta; Hemiptera; Aphididae
Exons: 2
Coding region: 1-1758 (585 amino acids)
Cellular component (GO): nucleus
Molecular function (GO): DNA binding
Source: RefSeq, a predicted model, not a curated record
AUGGCUAAACGUGGAAAAUAUGGAAAAUGGUCAGAAGAAGACCUACAACAUGCUAUCAGAGCAUAUAGUAACAACAUUUAUGGUCUCAAUCAGUGCCAAAGAGUAUAUGGUGUUCCAAAAGCUACAAUUAAGAGGCACUCCGACAAUAAAAAUAUAUUUGUUAAUGGACAGAAAAAAUUUGGUACACCAACUACGUUUAACAUAGACAUGGAAAAAGAAUUGGUUAGUCAUAUUUUAGCUUUAGACUCCUUAUUUUUUGGAUAUACUAUUACUGAUAUAAGAAAAUUAGCAUACGAUAUAGCAGAAAAGUAUUCUCUAAAUCACAAAUUUAAUAAAGAGAAGAAAAUAGCAGGUAAAAAAUGGUUUUAUUUGUUUAUGAAACGAAAUCCAAAUAUAGUACUCAGACAACCUGAAGCAACAUCGAUGGCUAGAGCCAAAGGGUUUAACAAAGAAAAUGUUAUGAGCUUUUUUGACUUAUUGGAAAAAAUUGUAGAUCAAAAUAAAUUAACUGCUAAUAGAGUUUUUAACGUUGAUGAGUCAGGGUUUACAACAGUACAGAAGAAACCACAAAAAGUUAUCUCUCAAAAAGGCAAACGUUAUGUUGGGUCCAUAACUAGUGGAGAAAGAGGAAACGUAAAGCGCCAGGAAUUAGAAAUUGGUGCACCUUCAGGUAGUAUAGUUGAGAUUUCUGACACUGGAUACAUUAAUUCUGAACUAUUUGUAUCUUGGUUAAAACAUUUUCAUUCAUGUGUAAAAUCUACAAUUGAUGAGCCAGUUUUAUUAUUAUUGGAUGGACACACAACACACAGCAAAAAUUUGGAGGCAUUAUUAUUUGCUAAGGAACAUGGUAUCAUUUUAUUGCAACUACCUGGGCACACCACUCAUCGUUUACAACCUCUCGACGUUGCAUUUUUCAAACCAUUGGGAUUAUACUACAUACAAACUCAAGAAAAGUGGUUAAGACAGAAUUAUGGUAAAACUAUUUCUCAAUACCAGGUUACAGGUUUGUUAAAUGAAGCGUAUGGUCGUGCAGCAACAAUAGGUACAGCUGAAAAUGGUUUCCGAGGCUCUGGAAUUUGGCCAGUAAAUAGACAUUUAUUUGAAGAUCAUCAUUUUAUUGUUUCAAAUAAUUUAAAUAGAUCUCCUACUCCUAAUGAGAAUGUAAGUGAAGACAUGGAAAAUGAUCAAGUGUAUUUAAACAGUAAAACAAAUGAUAUGGAAGAAAAUAAAAAUAUUACUGUCACUGAUAAAACUAUAAAUAGGUCUACAUUUUUGAAAGUUAUUGAAGAAAUCUCACCUAUACCCAAAACUCAAAGAGAUACUAAUGCAAAACCAAAAAAAUCUGCACAAAAGGCAAUUGUUUUAACAAGCAGUCCCUAUAAAAACUUACUAGAAAGCAGUAGAGCACAGCAAACAAUAAAAAAAGGACCACCAAAAAAAAAACUUUUUUCUGCAGCAAAAAUUGAUGGUGUUAAAACCAAAAAUAAAAAAAUUGAAAAAUCUAAGGAAUUAGAAAAGAAAAAGAUACUGAAUGAACAAGGAAGUCAUCAUAAAAAGAAAAAAUUGAAAAAUAUACCAUCUACAUCAAAAAAUGUUGGUAAUGUUAGUUGGUACUGUCCUCUCUGUCAGGAAGAAAAAAUAAUUGAUAUGGUCAUGUGCAAAAAAUGUUCAAUAUGGUUUCAUGAAGAGUGUUUAGGAUUGAAUCGUGGUGACACAUUUGAAGAGUGUCAUUGGUGUACUGAAAAAAGUGACCAGUAA